UCUAGGUUAUUAUACCCCUCCCCACAGACACGCUGCCAGAGUGAUAAAGGUGGUGGAUGGGGGAGAGAAGUCCCAUACAAUAGGACGAGAAGAGAGGAUAUUUAAAGCAUCAGAGGAGCAGACUGGUCACCCUCCCUCCUCCUCCUCCUCCUCCUCCUCCUCCUCUACCUCCAUCACAGUCUGUAAUAUGACAAUAAGUUGUUAUUGCAUACUUGGCAUAUAACACUGCCUUGCAGCUUCUUUCUGGGAUUCCUAUGGAUAUCCACCUGCAGGAAAUGAGCCCGUGAUCAUAUAAAAUGGAGGACUGUCUUCACACUUCUUCAGAAAAUCUCUCUAAGUUAGUGAGUUGGGCCCACAGUCAUGGAACCAUAUGUAGCCUUAUUCCUAACCUGAAGCACUUGCUUUCUGAAGGUUCUCAUGGCACCCUGACGGCAAUGUGGGGCUGUAGUGCUGGCCAUGCUUAUCACUGGCCUUUGACUACUACUUGUCGUGCUGGACCACAGGAGAGAGUUUGUUUCCAGGACAAUAGAAGUUUCAACUCUGACAGCCCCAGCAUACUUGGCAUACCAUCAGAGACUCAAACCAGUCCCUUGGAAAGAUAUCCAGGGAGACCUGGCAAAUCAAAAUUAGACUGCAAUAGAACAAGGGAUUCUUGUGAUUUUUCCUACUGUAGUGAGCCAUCAGAGAUUGAUGAACCAGUAGAGGAGUAUGAAGAUGAAGCCACAUUAUUUGACAUGGUGUGUGAGUCAUCUGUGACUGAUGAAGACAGUGAUUUUGAGCACACAGCCCAGCAAUCAUCAAGUGCUUCUCGAAAAAGGCUAAACUCUUCUCUUUCGGGAUCCCAGACUCAUAUUGCAGAUGAGGAUAGCAGUGAUUUAAUUGUAAAAAAAAUCAAACAGGAAAAUCCAGAAGACUAUUACAUUGUUGCGAAUGCUGAACUCAAAGGGGGUGCUGACGGCCCCACAAUAUCUCUCACACAGAUGUCAAAGCCGAAGAACCAGACACUUUCAUCAUCUCCCUUUGUAGGUCCAUCAAAAACAUCCAGUAUAGUACCUCCAUCCAUAAACACUGAUUUGGACAUACAAGCUAUUACACCUUCUCCACUGGUUCUGCCUAGGCCGCCUCUACAGAAACCACCCCAGAGACCAACACUGACAUCACAAAACAAAACCGUACCUAAUGCUUCCUUAGUCAACCAACAAGUAGCACUUCAAAUGCCUGUCAGCACAUCCACAGGAAAUCCUAAUCAGCCCAUUAGCAUUCCUUUAUCAGCACUUCAAUUGCCAGGAAAGGAAAAGAAGGAGGUCUCAGAAGAGCUUCUUCCCCCUGUGUUAAAGCCAAUAUUGCCCAAUGAAGUAGCACUUUCCCCUUCAAUUAGUGCUGAACCUGAAGUAAGCUCAAGUCAGCAGCAGUCAAAUAACAUCCCAACUAUCAACUGUGAGACAACACCACAAUCAAUACCAGAUGAGGAUGAAGUUUUGGGGGAGCUGAAUAGAGAGCAGAAUGAGAAGACCAUUAGAAGCACACAAACAGCUCUACGCAACUUCGCAUAUUCCACCAAGCUCAGCAGAUUUCCCAUGUUUCAUUUUCAAGAUGAUCUGAAGGACUUGUGUAUUAGUGCAGUCAGCUCAAAUACUACCAAGGCUACCUUAUAUGCUCUAAAUGUGUGGAGGUACUGGUGCAUGACAAAGGGACUGAAAGACUGCAUGGACUUCACUAAGGUCCCUGCUGUUAAGCUGAAUGAACUUUUGGAGGACUUUUAUGUGACUGUAAAGAAAACUGACGGCUCUGACUUUCUGGCAACAUCGCUCCAUGCAAUACGCAGGGGAUUGGACCGUAUCCUGAAAAAUGCCGGAGCUGGGUUCUCCAUCACAAGCAGCGUCUUCAAUUCCUCUUCUCAAAAACUGAAAGAAAAGCUGAGGAUGCUAAACAAAGCUGGCAUGUCAGGGUCCCGCUCACGCAACAUUGUCUACUUCACUCUGGCAGAUGAGGAGGAAAUGUGGCGAACUGGGUGUCUAGGGGACGAUGGGCCCAUAGCUUUGCUGUCUUCAGUAGUUAAAUACAAUAGUCAAUUCUUAAAUAUGAGGACAUUACAAGAACAUGCAGACCUGAUGUAUGGUGAUAUUGAAUUGCUCAAGGAUGCAAACAAUAGACCUUUUUUUGUAAGAACAGAUAGUGUGAAACGGGACAAGCAGGCUAAUCCCAACAAGAUGUGCUACGGACAGAUUUACCAUGAACAUUCAAAAGGCCCCAGGAGAUGUCCAUACUGUCUUUUAUACAAGUAUAUGUACACCUACCGGCCCCCAACCCAGUUAGAGGGGCAUUCCCCUUUUUACCUGACUGCUCGGAAAGAAGUCACUGCCAAUGAAAAGAUCUGGUAUGAGGAGCAGAGAAUGGGCCUUCGAUCUCUGCGUGGUGUUGUUCCAAAACUGGCAAAGCGAGUGAAGCUUGACCAGUGUGACAAUUACACCUUUGUCUCAUUUACUCAGACAUUAAAAAAGUUUGGCCCACUCCAGGGCUAUUAAUAAAGAUAACUCCAAAAUAUGAUUAACAAGUUACUUACCUGCACACUCAACCUAAUAUGAGGGAACACAGGACAGAACAUAUGGCGUCACAUGAUGCAGUUAUUCUUUUAUGGGCAGUUUAAUAAUACGAACAGUUGUCUGAUAGUGCCUUUUGGGAUCCUUUAUUAAAAGUAAAACAAUAAAUAGACAAAACAGUGUCACUAAUAACCAAAUAUUUGUUCCUGGGGGUAUGUUAGUAUUUUCUAGCCUGAAUUAAAGCACACACAAGCUGAUUCCCUGGCUGGCCAUGUUGUAUAAAACUGCAAAUGGCCUUUUGGUUGAGAUCAUUUUCAAGAGAUGGAUGGAUGACAUGGAAACUUGGAUGUAAUUUAAUAAAAAGUGCAAUGUUGUGGCCAGAUAUUGUUACAGUUUAUUAGUUUUUCAAAGAGCACACCACUAAGUGCUACCUGCUUAUUGGUUGUGUGCAUUACUUAAACUGGACCUGUCAUCCACACAUAAAAAGCUGUAUAAUGAAAUUCCUUUGCAAAUUAAAUGUGAAACUCAAAUGAUUUUUUUCAUUAAGACAUCCAUACCUGUUACGAAGCUGUUAAAAUAUAUGAGCUGCCAGUCAUAUAUUGUCUGCCCCGCCUCCAUGGCUUUGUCAUAGAGGCGGAGCUGUCAAUUAAUUACUUUCACUUUCCGUUCAGUACUUCCUAGAUGUCAUUGCACUACUCACCUUCCAGCUUCCCUCAUGCUCUAUAAUUGUGUAGGGCACUGUAUAUGGGCAGUAGGUCCCCCAUUCUGGCUUAUACAUAAGAUUAUGUGAUGAUACAAAGCCUACCUUAAGUGUCAUCAAAAUGGCGCCUGCCUGCUUGCUGUAAUUGUGUAAUUCCAAGAAUGAAGGAAACAAUAUUUCAAUCAUAACUAUAGUGUAAGUAAAUGUAAUUUUGCUCAACUAACAUGAUAGAAAAGGAUUUGGAAUUUUAUUUUAGGGUGACGGGUCCCCUUUAAGUGUAGCAAUCUUUGCCCCUUUUACAUUGUUCUUUUGUCAUUACAGCAUAUCUGGCAGUAUAACCGAAACCACAUUCCUUAAAUGGAAAAGAUGUUAACAAUUACAGAUAUCUGUGAAAAUAUCUGCAGGCUGGGGAAGAAAUUUAACAUGGACAUGUUUUUAAUUUAUUAAAUAGUACUGAACUAAAAAUAGUACUAAAGGAAAAAACUUUUAGACCCAGGCCAGGUGAUCAAGUCUCUACAAAUUUUUACUUAGAGAUAUUUGUUGCUUAGUGAAAUAACUAGCUUUCAGCAGAGCCUGCACCCACAGGAGGCCCAGUGGAGAGGGGUCCUGGUAAAGACCCAGAUCCUUUCCAUACCCUGUCUCCUGCCUGCACCCACUCUGUUUGAGUGUGGUGGGCAACCUGAAAUUUUUUUUUUGCUUAGGGACCUUGGAUAUUUUGGUUACACCACUGCUAUUGCUGGUGAACCUAUGAGCUUCUGGAGGAGACUGUGCAGACCACAGAAUGUCAACAAUAGUAAGUAAAACCACCAAAGUGGAACCUAUCAGAAUGACUGGUACAACAGCUUGACCAAACACAUUCACAUCAGUCUCUCGUGACCUAGUUUGUUAACGUGAUAACGGCAGUCAUACAUGUACUGUAUUUCUAUAAAUAUCUUUUGGAACUGAAUAUCUUUGCUACAGCAUUUUUAACAGACAACAAAAGAAAGGCCAUUGGGUUUCUUUUAUAGGCGUACAAUUGACAAAUGCAUCAUUAGAGGCUUCCCGCCAUUAGUCCCCACAGUCCCCCUUUCAGGACUUUGGUUCCUGUGGAAAAGUGUCCCCAUAAAUGGAACUUUCUGGCCGUGACCUUCAGCGGGUGUGGUCAAAAGGUGGAUGGUCUCCUGAUGCUUGAGAUGUGUCACUCUGCUGCUCAGCACAAUUUAUAGGAUUUGCAUCCCAUUCUUUCCACCAUUGCAUAAGGCUUGUACUAACUAAGGCCUUAACUUUAUAUUUUCUUCUAAUAAUGAAACUAAAAUCAUGAACCUGAUCUGUUGUUGUCAAGAAAUAAAUAUCAUAUAUAUACAUGAAUAUAGCACAAAUAUAUGUUGUAGGUACUGAAUACUGUGUCAUCUUUGCCUGAACUGCAUUCAAUUAAAUUUCAGCAUUGAGAAGAUGCUGUACAAAAUAACCUAGUUAAAGGAACGGUAACAGCAAAAAUUUUAAGUGUUUUUAAGUAAUUAUAAUAAAAUGUAUUGUUGCCCUGCACUG
This is a messenger RNA of Xenopus laevis (African clawed frog), 4767 nucleotides long. RefSeq lists its product as uncharacterized. The record is from RefSeq and is a predicted model, not a curated record. NCBI's taxonomy places the organism in Eukaryota, Metazoa, Chordata, Amphibia, Anura, Pipidae. The transcript has 5 exons. Bases 297 to 2525 code for a protein of 742 amino acids.